AUCGCCUCAAAUCGGAUAUCAUGUCUCGAGAGAGGAGCCCUACGGCUCCCGAUAUACGCUGGCUAGGAAUCAGAUCUCAGGAUCUUCUUGAGCUUGAGACCCGUCUUGAUCAAUCGGCAACGCCAUUGCCAAUUGACCUACAGCCACCGAAUAGCCAAUCAUCCCAGCAAAGCGCCAGCUCUCGAACCUCCAUCUCGCACAGGCACAGGCACAGGGUCAGGCUCAGGCGCCGCAGCCUCGGGGUACAAGCGCGCCAGCAGAAAGGGCGCGCCGCGGAGGUUCGUCUGCGACCAUGCCGGCUGCGACAAGAUCUAUUCGCGAGCCGAGCACCUGCAGCGCCAUCAGCUGAACCACAACCCAAAGGAGAUAUACCGAUGCGACGUGGGCGACUGCGACCAAAAGUUUGUGCGCCUCGACCUGCUGUCGCGCCACAAGAAGCGGCACACGGCCUCGUACACGCCUCGGAACCGAAUCCCGAGCUUCGACACCGGCGACGCCAUCAAGACGUCCGACCGCCACAGCAUCGCCUUUCAGCAUCACCAGUCGUCGUACGGCCAGCCGCCCGGGCCCGGGACGGGAGCAGCAGCAGGAGCAGGAGCAGGAACUGGAACUGGAGCAGGAAUUGGAGCAGGGACUGGAGCCAGCGGCGGGCCUCACGAUGCCGCCAUCCUGCUGACGCCCGAGUCCAACACGGCCUCUACUCCCGCGCCGCUGAACCACGGGCUGGCGAGCCGGGCGGGCCAUCAGGCGGCGACUUGGGCGCCCUCGCUCGACGACCGCUCCAACGACGUGAUGCGACACAGGAACAGCUUCUACACGACCGAUCCGACGACGCUGCCAGAUCCCUCGGGCAUGGUGGGCUUCGGCGCGGUCGGGUAUCCCUCCGACGACUCCCUGACGCAGGGCAACUUUGCCGCAUGGCUCUUCGACCCCCAGACCACGUACAAUGAGUUUAGCAUGGCCAGCCUUCCCUUCUUGGAGGGCGGCCUGGAGUCGACGUUCAACAACAACAUCCACUACGACUACGAAUCCCUCAACAGCCUGUCACCCAUGGAUCAGCCGCACCGGCUGUCCGAGGCAUCUUCCGACGACUGGAUCACCGAAUCGCGGCGCCAGGAGCUACUGCACUGGUUCCAGACGUUCCGGAAGAAGCAGCCGAGAUAUGAGCCGCUGAUGCCGAACCUGGUCCAUGAAAGCGGCGGGGACAUGCCGGCGCUGAAUCUCGACAUGAUGCGGGACUGUCUCAAGGAGUUCUGGGACAAUGUCUCGCCUCGGCUGCCCAUCAUCCACCAACACACCUUUUCUCCGAACCGAUGCCAUGUGCUGCUCCUCCUCGUCAUGCUGUCGCUCGGCGCCGCGUCGCUGCGCAGCCGUGACGUGACGGGGCAGCUCUCCGAGUAUGGCGCGUUUGCCGACGUCAUCAUCUUCUGCGUGCGAUGGGAGAUAUUGACCUCUGACGACUCGGCACCGCCCGCCAGCCUCUGGGUCUUGCAGGCCCUCCUGCUGCUGGAAUUCUACGAGAAGCUGUACUCUUCGCGAAAGUUCCACGAGAGGGCGCACAUCUACCAUCCUGCCUUCUUGACGCUGCUCAGGCGCGGCAGUCCGCUGAUUGGAAGGACCGGCAGCGAGUCGCCCCCCGAGCCGGACACCCUGGGCCCCGACCGGCAGACGCCCAACAUGGCGCUGGACUCGCGGACGUGGUGGGCUCGAUGGGCCGAGACGGAGUCGAUGCACCGCGUCGUCUUCGCGGCCUUUAUGCUCGACGUGAUCCACGCCGCCAUGUUCGGGCACGCGGCCGACAUGGCGCCUCACGAGAUCCGGCUGCCGCUGCCGUGCGACGACAACCUGUGGGCGGCCAACAGCCCGGACGUGGUGCGGCAGCUGGACGCCAACUUCCGCAUGUACGGGGUGAAGCAGGUGUCGUUCCUGGACGGGCUCAAGAGCGCGCUGCACGGCAAGGAGGUCAAGACGCACUCGUUUGGGCGCAUGAUUAUCAUCUCGGGCCUGCUGAGCGUGGGCUGGCACCUGAACCACCGCGAGACGCACCUCAAGUGGCUGGACAUACACACGCCGGCCAUGGAGACGCAGGACAGCUGGCGCAAGAUGGUGCUGCGGGCCUUUGACAACUGGAAGGCCACCUUUGACGUGGCCAUGUCCGACACCAUCUCGGACGCGCCCGGCCACCGCGGGAUCCCCAACGGGCCCAUCAACAGCGCGUCGGUGCUGUACCACCUGGCGCACAUCAGCCUGCACGCCGACAUUGUCGACUGCCAGGUCUACGCGGGGGCCAAGCGGCUGCUGGGCCGCAAGGUGUCGUCGCGCGACUACGCCAACGUCAUCAAGCGCAUGAGCGCGUGGUCCAGCCAGGCGUCGACGCGGCACGCCAUCCUGCACGCCUUUAAGCUGCUGCACCGCUACUCGGUGCGCAACGAGCCGGACCCGCACCGGCCGUGGAUCAUGUACUACGCCGUGCUGUCCAUCUGGGCCUUUGUGCAGGCGCUGGGGCGGCCGCCGGGCAAAGGGUUCCCGCUGCCGACGUCGCAGCUGGGGCACAGCAGCUACGCGCGCAUGGUCGAGUACGUGUCGAGCGUGGCGGCGCUGCCGGAGCUGGACGAGCGGGCGUCGGCGGCGCUGCACGAGGGCCUGCCCGAUCUGCUGGACGUCAUGGUGGACAUUCUCGAGGAGGCGGAUGCGGAGCUGCUGGUGGAGGCGCGGGAACGGCUCAAGGUGUGCAAGGAGAUGCUCCUGGGGGGGAUCCCACGGCCGGGGAUUUGA
This is a messenger RNA of Trichoderma reesei QM6a, 2775 nucleotides long. RefSeq lists its product as uncharacterized. Gene Ontology annotation, molecular function: zinc ion binding; RNA polymerase II cis-regulatory region sequence-specific DNA binding; DNA-binding transcription factor activity, RNA polymerase II-specific. The transcript has 4 exons. Bases 793 to 2775 code for a protein of 660 amino acids. Gene Ontology annotation, biological process: DNA-templated transcription; regulation of transcription by RNA polymerase II. The record is from RefSeq and is a predicted model, not a curated record. Lineage: Eukaryota; Fungi; Ascomycota; Sordariomycetes; Hypocreales; Hypocreaceae. Gene Ontology annotation, cellular component: chromatin.